This is a messenger RNA of Ogataea parapolymorpha DL-1, 480 nucleotides long. RefSeq lists its product as uncharacterized. Bases 1 to 480 code for a protein of 159 amino acids. The transcript has a single exon. NCBI's taxonomy places the organism in Eukaryota, Fungi, Ascomycota, Pichiomycetes, Pichiales, Pichiaceae. The record is from RefSeq and is a predicted model, not a curated record.
AUGGCUCCCCACACAUACCGUUUAGCAGGCGAGCAAAAAGGUGGACACUGCGCCGUGCUGCGACUGAGCGAUCAACAGGCGGCAGAGCUGGCAAGCGCGCGCGACGGGCUCAAAGUCGUGAUACGCAAGGGGCAGAUCACAGAAAUCAAGGCGGGCGGCCGACGGCUCGAGCUCUCGAGUCUGCCCGAGUAUGCGACAGAGGUGUACGGCGUGCGAAGAGACAACACGGCCGCGCAUCUCGGGCGGGUCAGAAAACGGAUGAUUGUGCGCAACUGGCGGGGUGAACAGGGCAGACUUGCUAGUCCGCACAAAAAGCGGCCGGACGUGGCAAACGAUAUUCGCCGGUUCCAGCAGACGUACAGAGAGUAUUUCCGGUUAUACAAGGAGUUGGAGCAGGAGAUGAACAGCGAGAAAUUGGAGCGUGUGGCUGUUUUGAACAAUGAGCUGCUGAGCCUGAAAGAACGGCUCAGCAAGGUGUGA